This is a messenger RNA of Motacilla alba alba, 3527 nucleotides long. RefSeq names its product hydrocephalus-inducing protein-like. Gene Ontology annotation, biological process: cilium movement; axonemal central apparatus assembly. The transcript is spliced from 20 exons. Lineage: Eukaryota; Metazoa; Chordata; Aves; Passeriformes; Motacillidae. Gene Ontology annotation, cellular component: axoneme. The record is from RefSeq and is a predicted model, not a curated record. Bases 48 to 3452 code for a protein of 1134 amino acids.
CACCACCUUCCCCGAAGCAGAGCUUGUUUGAAGUUUCCCCACCAGAGAUGGUAUUUCAGAACUUCGUCGCUCAUGAGGUCUCUGAAAUGGUGCUGUCUGUCAUGAAUAAGGACAAGAUUGCUCGGAUGGUGAAGGUCUGCAUGGAGAGCUGCCCUUAUUUCCAGCUGGCGUGCCCCAGUGAUGUGUACCACAUCGUGCCACCAGGCGGCUCUGCCCGUGUGCACAUCCGCUUCACCCCCGGCGAGAACAAGGAUUAUUCCCAUGAGCUGGUCUGCCUCACUGCAAAGGAAAAGAUCAUUGUGCCAAUUCGGGCCAUUUCUGCCCGAGCCAUCCUGGACUUCCCUGACCAGCUGGACUUCUCCGUGUGUCCGGUCAAGUCCAGCAGCCAGAAGACUCUGCUGGUUCACAAUGCCGGUAACCGGGAAGCUCAUUUCCAGCUGAGCACCCAGAGUCCUUUCUCCGUGGUGCCAGCCACAGGAACUCUGGGCGCUGGUGACACCAUGCAGGUGACAGUGGGAUUUCACGCGCUGACCAACGGUGACCAUUUCGGGUCCCUGUGCUGCAACACAGGUGAAGAAAGUAUCCACACAAAGCUCCACGGAGAGGCUGUAGAUCUCAAUGUUGUGUUGAGCACGAGUUCUGUGGAGGUUGACAAGACUUUCAUCACCAUGUCAAGCCACAGGACCCUGUUAAUUGAAAACCGGAGUAACAUCACAGCCCACUUCCAGUGGAAGGCUUUUCCUACAGAGGAAGAAGACAAUGAAGAGAAGAGGAGGCAGUGUCGUUUGCUGCGGCUGCCAAAAGAGGUGUGGCAGGAAAACUUAAUGGAGGAGAAAGAAAUAGAGAAGGUGAAGGGCUCUUGUGAAGAUCGCACUGCCCUCCUGAGCAGCAUGGUCCAGGAGAAGAUGGCAAAGGUGCAAGAAGACCCCAUGCUGUUCUCCAAUGACUUUUUUUUCAUUGAGCCAAUGGAGGGAGAAAUCGGGCCGCAUUGUUCGGCUGAAAUCAAGGUGACCUUCAAACCCCUGGAGGCACUGGAGUAUCGAAGUGUGGCUUACUGCAGCAUCUCAGGCCGUGAGACCAGGCUGCCCCUGCACCUCAGAGGGGAAGGCCAAGGACCCUUGGUUGAACUCAGCUCUCAAACACUGAACCUUGGGAACAUUUUUGUCAACACCUCCCACGUCUGUGAGGUGAAACUGAUUAACCAAGGAGCUAUUGAUGCUCCCUUCACCUAUAUCCCUUCAACCACAGACAUGGGCUUCUGCUUCAAGUUUGCACCCGAGGAGGGCAUCAUUGCACCAGGUGGGACCCAGACUGUUCAGAUCUCCUUCAGUGCCCCCGUGUUGGGGUGGUUUGAGGAAGAAUUCCAGUUCAGUGUGGCUGGAUCUCCUACACCUGUGAUCCUCACCAUCAAGGGCUGUGUCACUGGACCCAGUUUACACUUCGACCUCCCUGAGCUCGAAUUCGGGGACAUCUCCUUUGGCUUUCCCUACACGCAGAGCUGUCGCCUCACUAACACCUCCGUGGUGCCCGUGACGUUCAAGCUCCGCAUGUCGGACGAUGGCACGCAGCCGGCUGUUAGCAGCUUUGAUCAAAUACGCAACGACAGAGACCCAGCCUGGAAGAAGGGAAUUCAUUUUUAUGAGGAGCCCAGGGAGUUUACAGUGAAUCCCAGCCAAGGGACCAUCCUCCCCGAGGGACACCAGGAUAUCGAGGUGACCCUGUGUUCCAACACUGUGAUGAAAUUCUACCGGAAAAUGCUGGUGGACCUGGAGGGUAUUGGCGAGGGAGUGGCAUCACUGAUCAUCUCAGCCAGAUGUCUCGUUCCUGAGCUGCAAGUGUGCCCCCAUGUCCUGGCCUACGAUGAGUGCUACCUGAAGGUGCCGUAUGAGAAGAAACUCAUCAUUGGGAAUCCCAGCCACCUUCCUGGCUGUUACGGGCUUAUUCCCCAGGAACGCAAGGAGGACUCUCCUGUGUUCUACUCCAGCCCCAAACCCUGUGGGAUUGUCCAGCCUCACAGCUCUGCAGAGAUUCCAGUCAUAAUCGAAGUGCAGACAUUGGGCAUGCAUCGCACCAACGUUCUCAUCGGCGUGUUCGGGAAUGAGAGACCCCUCCUGAAAACAGAAUUACAGAGCUCUGGACGGCUGGCAGAAAUCUACCCAAGUCCAAGGCUAAUAGAGUUUGGCAGGAUCCCAGCUCUACAGCCUACUUCACAAAGCUUUACCCUCUUCAACAAAGGUCUUCUCCCUACAGACUUCAGGAUGAAGAUCGCUUCCAAACCCCACUGCUAUGUUAUUGAACCCAGAGAAGGAGUGAUCCCCGCUAGGGGUGAGGUUCCUGUGACUGUCACAGCAACCCUGGAUGACACGGGGAAUUUUGCUGACACUGUCCAGCUGUUCAUUGGGAACAGCCUUUGGACCACCUUCAGGCUUCAGGCUUUGGGCAUUGGCACCACAAUUGUCACAGACAAACCAUUCGCCCCAGAGCUCAACUUGGGAUACCAAUUCAGCCUCGUUCCCUGUAUUCGUCGGUUCAAAGUAACAAACCGGGGCCAGCGUCACCAUCAGCUCUUCUGGAGUGUGCAAUGCUACAGCCCACCUGAGGAGGAGGGCCAGAGUGUGUCAGCCCUCAGUAGCCCCAAGGAUGAUUCCCAGAGCCCCAAACGUGCCAGCCCCGUGUUUGGGCUGGAGCCACUGUUGAUGGAGCUGCAGCCAGGCCAGUCUGUGGACAUGGUGCUGCGAGGCUUCUCCCACAUCCCACAGGAGGUGCAGGAUUAUGUGUUGUGUGAAGCUGUCAUUGGGACAAGCAGAAUGAAAAAGAAGAUAAUAAAAUCAACCAUUACCUGCAAGUUUAUUCACCCCUCUAUAGAAGUGUCAGCCAGACAAUUCUCUUUCCGGGUGGACAAGAAACCCAGUGAUGUCCUGAGGCUGCAGUACCAGCCUUUGGCUUUAAAAAACACCUGCCUGCUGCCACUGGACCUCAUGCUGGACUUGGAGCAGCCGUUCCUGAUCUGCAAUGAGGACCAGCAGCCCCUCCCACAUGGCCAGCCCGUGAGAGUGGAUGUAGGGGCGACCUGUCAUCUCUACAUCGCAUUCGACCCAGCUUAUGAACUGGAUUUUAAGAGCUGGAAAAAAGAGAAGGUUCUGAACAUAGACAUGGUCAGGGGCCAUCCUUUUGUGGAGCGUAUCAUCCUUCGGGGAGAAGUGCACUUCCCAAAUCUCAAAAUCCACCCCAGCGCCCUGGGGUUUGGCUGCACCGUGGCUGGCACUGAAGAAGUGCGAUCUCUGAAGAUGACCAACUGCAGCCCACUUCCCGUCCAGUACCACUGGGCAUUCCAUUCCAACAGCCAGGCUUACAGGCUGAGGUAUGUGCACCUUUGCCCUCUCCUUGAAGCUCUUCUUGCUGGUGUCCUGUUUGUACUUGGCAAAGAACAAAGCUGUUUGCCUAGGAUCUGACAAACAACACUGAGCAGCUGUGCUCAGGCUGGAUGCUCAGGGAAUAGGUUUCCCACCAGUUUGGUGCUGCACAAC